UCUAUUUUUUUUUCUUUCAGUUUUUCUUGUCACUUGUUGAUCUAAUUUCUUAAUUGUGUUGCUUAAUUUCCAUUUUUCUUGCUUAGAUAAUUAGUCAAUUAUGUUCACUAAAUUGUUCUUUUCAUCUUCCUCGCCGCUCUACCUACAAUCGAGCCGGUACUUGAGUACUGGUAGACAAUUAAACGGAAUGAAAAUUGAUAAUAUGCUCAUCAUUGGCUGUGGUUUAAUGGGCUCUGGUAUCGCUCAAGCCUCGGCUCAAAGUGGACCUAAUUUUAAAUCAAUCGUCAUCCAAGACGUUAAUCAAACUGCAUUGGACAAAGCUGCUGCCCGAAUCAAGGCCAAUUUGGAAAAGGCUAAAGUGAAAAAUGGUUCAAUCAAUGUUGCUGAAAUCAUGGAUAGGAUAACAUUUUCAACAUCACUUGAACCAAAAUCUACUGAUAAUUUAUUGGUAAUUGAAGCUGUUCCCGAGAUAAUUGAACUUAAACAACAAUUAUUCAAGAUACUUGAUGAUACAUUUAAAGAUUGUCCCAAUGUUAUCCUGGCCACAAACACUUCAUCUCUUUCAUGUAAAGAGAUCGGUGUCAAUGUUACCAAUCAAUCUCGUUUCGCUGGUCUCCACUUUUUUAAUCCUGUUCCUUUGAUGAAAUUGGUUGAAGUAAUUAAACUGGACACAACCAGUGAUUCAACAUUUGAUUCACUUGUUGAUUAUGUUAAACAGAUCGGCAAGGUUUCGGUUAAAUGUAAAGAUACACCAGGAUUCAUUGUUAAUCGGCUUCUAUUACCUUACAUGGCGGAAGCGCUACAAUUAUUGGAAAGAGGCGAUGCCUCAGUUCGUGAUAUCGACACAGCCAUGAAAUUGGGUGCCGGUUACCCGAUGGGCCCCUUUGAAUUAAUGGACUAUGUCGGCCUUGAUACAGUCCAAUUGAUUAACGAUGCUUGGAUCAAGAGAGAUCCUGAUUUGAUUAAACCAUCCAAAUUGUUGAAAGAAAUGGUUGAUUCCGGAAGAAUUGGUAAAAAGUCUGGUAAAGGUUUUUAUGAGUACAAAUAAGUACACCGAUUAAUUAAGAUGCUCUUGAUUAUCGAGUGCAAUUAAUAUAAUAACAUGCCAACAAUCAGAUCGAGCAAAUGAUUAUUACAGUCUAAAGGCUCUUAUUUUGAAAAUUAUCAAUUGAUUUUCUUUUCUAUUGCAACAAUCAAUUUUUUUUAUUGGAAUUAAUCAUUUAAUCUUCUUCUAUAUGUUAAUUCAUAAUUUGUAGAUAAUUAAAUGAUCUUGAUCAUUAAAAAUCUAACAUUUAAUUGAUGUUUUUCCUUUCGAA
Molecule: messenger RNA, 1316 nt
Organism: Panonychus citri (citrus red mite)
Lineage: Eukaryota; Metazoa; Arthropoda; Arachnida; Trombidiformes; Tetranychidae
Product: probable 3-hydroxyacyl-CoA dehydrogenase B0272.3
Exons: 1
Coding region: 101-1048 (315 amino acids)
Biological process (GO): fatty acid beta-oxidation
Cellular component (GO): mitochondrion
Molecular function (GO): NAD+ binding; (3S)-3-hydroxyacyl-CoA dehydrogenase (NAD+) activity
Source: RefSeq, a predicted model, not a curated record